This is a messenger RNA of Colletotrichum higginsianum IMI 349063, 1719 nucleotides long. Its product is annotated as Carboxylic ester hydrolase. NCBI's taxonomy places the organism in Eukaryota, Fungi, Ascomycota, Sordariomycetes, Glomerellales, Glomerellaceae. The transcript is spliced from 5 exons. Bases 1 to 1719 code for a protein of 572 amino acids. The record is from RefSeq and is a predicted model, not a curated record.
AUGAUUCUUUGUUUGACAUUUUUACCUACAGGGGGGUGCGUUAUGCUUCUAAACCUGAGCGCUGGCAGCUCCCAAAGAGACCAGCCCGAGAUGAGGACAAUGGAAAAGUUCUACCGGCGACGGCAAACCCCCCUAGAUGUCCCCAGUCGCCACCUGGACCAAUGUGAGUGGAUUGUCCUCUUUAUUCGACCCAUGAAACUUAAAGUCGGCAGCAUUGCGAACUACUCGUUUGAGAGAGACGCCAUGGGUGAUGAGGAUUGUUUGUUUCUCAACGUGUUCGCUCCAGCAAAUAAGACAAAGCUGCCGGUAUUAUUCUGGAUCCAUGGUGGCGGAUAUGGUCAGGACUGGGCUGCGAACUACGAUUUUUCGACCAUGGCCAAGACAGUAGGUAAUGGUUUUGUGACGGUCAUUAUACAGUACCGACUGGGUGCAUUCGGGUUUGCUUCAUCUGCCGAGAUUGGCCAUUUCGGGAUACCCAACGCCGGUAUCCAAGAUAUGCGUUUUGCGCUCGAAUGGGUGCGGGAUCACAUCCACCUAUUUGGAGGCGACCCUUCACGAGUCACUAUUGCCGGAGAGUCUGCCGGCGGCGGCGGUGUUAUGCUUAUGACAAUGGCGAACGACGGUUCUGACCAAGCCUCACUCUUCCAACGUGCUAUUGUCUCAAGUCCAUAUCUGCCAACGCAAUGGAGACAUGAUGAUAUGCAACCUUCUCAGGCAUACUACGACUUGGCCGCUCGUACAGGCUGCCUAGAAACUACCAUCACGCAGAACGGAAGCGUUUUCAACUGCUUGCAGAGCGUAGAAAGUAACAUUCUGCAAAACGCGAGUGCCUUCGUGAGCAUGGGAACGAGAUGGGGUCAGUGGGCUUUCUUGCCCGUCACUGACGGCAAACUCAUAACCGAAAGACCGACAAAGCAGCUCUCGAAAGCUAGAGUAAACGGUCUGGCUAUCCUCGCUGGGAACAACGCCAACGAGGGCACAUUGUUUGUUCCACCAGACGUGCAAACUCGGGACGACUUCUUGGCCCGCAUACGACUCAACUACCCGCUGCUGACUGAAGAAAACAUCACCACAAUCAUGAGGCUAUACGAAGUUGAGGAGAUCCCACCUAUGGAAUCUCUGUACAGCACCAACGGCUUGACACCCCCACACGCAACGAGUCUCUCGGGAGUGGCAUCAGGCUGGCUACAAGCAGCCUACAACCUUUACGCCGAAGCCACAUUCGUCUGCCCUGCGAUGUUCCUAGCGGAUGCAUUUUCCAAUCGCAGCGAACCUUCCCUCCCUGCGAAGCAAGCAUGGCGCUACCAGUAUUCGCCGCCACCCGCAUUCCACGAUGACGAUCUCGACGUCCUCAUGAAGAGUGUGCAAGGAACCAAUGACACAGAUGGCGCAGAUGAGAGCACUGGCUUCAGAAUUGCCUUCCAGAGUAUCUGGGGUCGCUUCAUCAUCGACGGAGAUCCUACUCUGCAUGAAGACACGGUGUCGAGUGUACGCCAGACAGGAGAAGAUAUUUCUGCGGCGCAGAAGUCGCAGUGGCUGCCGUGGGGAACAAAAAGCUCCUCCUUGAAUAACUCAGACCAUUCAAUGCUGAACCUGAACUUGACACGUCCAAUGGGAGGAAUGACGGAUUUCCAAAUAGUUGAUGGAUUCUCUUGGGAAGGAGGAAGGGGGGACAGGUGUAAGAUCUGGGCAGACUUAGGCCCCUGGGUUCCUGCUUAG